This is a messenger RNA of Penicillium oxalicum, 4527 nucleotides long. RefSeq names its product PT repeat family protein. Lineage: Eukaryota; Fungi; Ascomycota; Eurotiomycetes; Eurotiales; Aspergillaceae. Bases 1 to 4527 code for a protein of 1508 amino acids. The record is from RefSeq and is a predicted model, not a curated record. The transcript has 5 exons.
AUGGCAACUGCGGCGACACAGAGUGUCUCGGAGGAGCAUCUCCCCAAGGAGCCUCUUUCGGUGGAGUCCGUUCAAUCAGCGACCCCCGUUAUCGUGGAUGAAAAGUCUGCCGACAUCGAGACCACCGAGACCUCAGACACAACUGCCCAGGACUCGGCCCAGCCUGAGGUGCCCUUGACCGCUGCACAGAAGAAGAAGGCCAAGAAAAACAAGAAGAAGCAGCAAAAGAAGCAGGAGAGCAUGGAUGCCACUGCCGCCAGCACUUCUGCUGAGACUGCUGAAACAACCGAAGCCAAGGAAGACGCCGUUGACGGGGAAGCAGCCCCGGCUACAGAUGAUGACACCGAGAUCAAGCCGGCGGUUGAUGAAGUCAAUUCCUCCGAGCCCACAGAAACACCAGCGACCAAGGAUGAGGCUCAAGCGACAACCGAUGAGAAGGAGGACGUUUUCGCACCUACCGCAACAUCCACUGAGGGGGACCUCUCUCAUCAGACAAACGGCGACGAGCCGGCGGAAGUGCAGGUGACUCCCGAGGCUCCCAUUGAGAUUCCCACUGAAGACGACGUCGCCGCAGACCCAACAAAGGACACUUCCGAUCCAGAGCCUGCCACCGAGUCGAUUGUCAUCGAUUCCAAAGAAGCCCCCGCUGAGCCUUCCGAAAGCCCCGAGCCUGUUCAGAACCAGACGGAGGAAGCCGUUGCCGCUGAAUCAAUCACAAAGAAUGUCGACGAGGAGUCUUUUGCCACCGAGCCUGCCACAAUGGAGGGGUCUGCAUCUGACGCGGCCACCCUUGAGCCUGCUCAGGAGGAGAAAGUGGAGGAGCCAAAGGCUGAAGAGUCAAUGGCUCCUGAUGUUAGCGCCGAGGAGCCGUCCUCUGCUGAGCAACAUACGACUGAAACCCGCCUCGAGGCUGUCGAAGAAGCAUUGAAAACUUCCAUCGGUGAAGAGAAGGUGGAGGAGCCCUCAGGCACCGAGCCGGGUGUUGAGCAACCUGCGGUCGCCGAGGAGACCCAAAAUCAACACCAGGCCAAGGAGCCAGUCACUGUCACUUCGGCUAUCGAGGUUGCUGUCCCUCAAGAAAGUUCUACUGAGGAGCCGGUGAGCGAGACCGCUGUUGAAGCUUCCACUCCAGCAUCGUUUGAUGACGCCGAGAAGACCAAAGAAGAGGUUCCCGCGGAACCUGUGACGAAAUCGAUUCCUGAAGCGGCAGGCGAGAAGGUCACCGAAGCCGAACCCAUUUCCUAUGCUGCCGUUGUGGCUGAGGAGACCCCGGCUCAAGAGACAGAAUCCUCUAUUGCCGAGCCUGUUGCCGAGCCCGCUGUUGAGACUGUCGCUGAGGAGAAGGCUGCCGAGACUGUUGUUGAGCCCGCUGUUGAGACUGUCGCUGAGCCUGUUGCCGAGCCCGUCGAGGAGAAGACUGCCGAGACUGUCGCUGAGCCCGCCGCUGAGGCUGUUGCUGAGCCUGCCGCUGAGGAGAAGGCCGCUGAGCCCGCCGCUGAGACUGUCGCUGAGGAGAAGGCUGCCGAGACUGUUGCUGAGCCCGUCGAGGCUAAGGCCGCUGAGUCUGUUGCUGAGGCUGUCGCUGAGCCGGUCGAGGAGAAGACUGCCGAGACUGUUGCUGAGCCCGUCGAGGAGAAGGCUGCCGAGACUGUUGCUGAGCCUGUCGAGGAGAAGGCUGCCGAGACUGUUGCUGAGCCCGCCGCUGAGCCCAUUGCUGAGCCCGUUGCUGAGCCCGUUGCUGAGCCCGUUGCUGAGCCCGUUGCUGAGCCCGUUGCUGAGCCCGUUGCUGAGCCCGUCGAGGUUAAGGCUGCCGAGACUGUUGCUGAGCCUGUCGCUGAGGAGAAGGCUGCUGAGCCUGUUGCCGAGCCCGUCGAGGAGAAGGCUGCCGAGACUGUCGCUGAGCCUGUCGAGGCUAAGGCCGCUGAGUCUGUUGCUGAGGCUGUCGCUGAGCCGGUCGAGGAGAAGACUGCCGAGACUGUCGCUGAGCCUGUCGCUGAGGAGAAGGCUGCUGAGCCCGUUGCUGAGCCCGUUGCUGAGCCCGUCGAGGUUAAGGCUGCCGAGACUGUUGCUGAGCCUGUCGAGGAGAAGACUGCCGAGACUGUUGCUGAGCCUGUCGCUGAGGAGAAGGCUGCUGAGCCUGUUGCUAAGACUGUCGCUGAGGAGAAGGCUGCCGAGACUGUCGCUGAGCCUGUCGAGGAGAAGACUGCCGAGACUGUUGCUGAGCCCGUCGAGGAGAAGGCUGCCGAGACUGUUGCUGAGCCCGCCGAGGAGAAGGCCGCUGAGCCCGUUGCUAAGACUGUCGCUGAGGAGAAGGCUGCCGAGACUGUCGCUGAGCCUGUCGCUGAGGAGAAGGCUGCUGAGACCGUUGCUAAGACUGUCGCUGAGGAGAAGGCUGCCGAGACUGUCGCUGAGCCUGUCGAGGAGAAGACUGCCGAGACUGUUGCUGAGCCCGUCGAGGAGAAGGCUGCCGAGACUGUUGCUGAGCCCGCCGAGGAGAAGGCCGCUGAGCCCGCCGCUAAGGCUGUCGCUGAGCCGGUCGAGGAGAAGACUGCCGAGACUGUCGCUGAGCCUGUCGCUGAGGAGAAGGCUGCUGAGACCGUUGCUGAGCCCGCCGAGGAGAAGGCCGCUAAGCCCGCCGCUAAGGCUGUCGCUGAGCCGGUCGAGGAGAAGACUGCCGAGACUGUCGCUGAGCCCGCCGCUGAGCCCAUUGCUGAGCCCGUUGCUGAGCCCGUUGCUGAGCCCGUUGCUGAGCCCGUUGCUGAGCCCGUCGAGGUUAAGGCUGCCGAGACUGUUGCUGAGCCUGUCGCUGAGGAGAAGGCUGCUGAGCCUGUUGCUGAGCCCGCCGAGGAGAAGGCCGCUGAGCCCGUUGCUAAGACUGUCGCUGAGGAGAAGGCUGCCGAGACUGUCGCUGAGCCUGUCGAGGAGAAGACUGCCGAGACUGUUGCUGAGCCCGUCGAGGAGAAGGCUGCCGAGACUGUUGCUGAGCCUGUCGAGGAGAAGGCUGCCGAGACUGUUGCUGAGCCCGCCGAGGAGAAGGCCGCUGAGCCCGCCGCUGAGCUUGUUGCCGAGCCCGUCGAGGAGAAGGCUGCCGAGACUGUUGCUGAGCCUGUCGAGGAGAAGGCUGCCGAGACUGUUGCUGAGCCCGCCGAGGAGAAGGCCGCUGAGCCCGCCGCUGAGCUUGUUGCCGAGCCCGUCGAGGAGAAGGCUGCCGAGACUGUUGCUGAGCCCGCCGCUGAGGCUGUUGCUGAGCCUGCCGCUGAGGAGAAGGCCGCUGAGCCCGCCGCUGAGCCUGUCGCUGAAGAGAAGGCUACUGAGCCCGUUGCCGAGCCCGCCGCUGAGCCAGAGCAGUCUAUCGAAGCUGUCGCCCAGCCUGUCGAAGAAAACACUGCCGAGACUGUUGCUGAGCCAGAACAGUCUAUCGAAGCUAUCGCCGAGCCUGUCGAGGAGAAGGCUGCUGAGACUCUUCCCGAGCCUGUCGCCGAGAAGGCUGUCGAGCCUGUCGAAGAGGAGUCUGUCGAGGAGAAGACUGCCGAGACUGUCGCUGAGCCCGCCGAGGAGAAGGCCGCUGAGCCCGCCGAGGAGAAGGCCGCUGAGCCCGCCGCUGAGCCUGUUGCCGAGCCCGUCGCCGAGCUUGUCGCCGAGGAGAAGGCGGCUGAGCCAGAGCAAUCUAUUGAGGCUGUUGCUGAGCCCGUCGAGGAGAAGGCUGCUGAGCCUAUUCCCGAGCCCGCCGCUGAGACUGUCGCUGAGGAGAAGACUGCUAUUUCUGCCCCUGAGCUAGAGCGAUCUGUCGAGUCUGUUGCUGAGCCCGUUGCCGGCACUGUUGCUGAGGCCGCCGCUGAUGUGCAGACUGCCGAGUUUUCUGGUGAGGGUGUUGAGGCGAAUGCCGCAGAGCCUGCCGAUGAUGCCCACUCAGACGAGCAAGAAGCUGAGCAUGACCCUGUGACUGCUAGUGACGGCUCUGGAAAAUCUCUAGGUGACGGCAUCCUUCAGCCUGAAAUAAUUGGUGCUGGAGCUGCUGCCGCGGCCGUGGCUGCCGCUGCUGCUGGUGUCUCAUCCGCACUGCACAGCAAGCCAGAGACCAAGCCCGAGACUAUCACUGCUGCCGAUUCGUCUUCUGCCCAGAUGCUCGACAAGAGCCACCUGGACGGGGCUCCUGCCGUGCACCAACAAUCCGAGUCCUCCCCCGCCGUUGAUCGUGAAGCCCCGACGCAGAAACUUGAUCAGUCACCUCCGAAUAAUUCAGCCACUGUUGCCACCAAGCCAAACACCACAAUCGAAGCGCCUGAAAAUGCUGAGCCUGCUCCCGAAUCCAGCUCGAACGCUCGUGAUCAACUCAACCCCGACAGUACCGGCAAUGCCAAUGAGGAAGAAGCUCGCCCUACGAGCCAAAAUCGGUCAGUGGCAGCUGUUUCUCUAAAUAGUCCGUCGGACAAUUGGCUUAAGGCGUUCCUACGAACCGUCUUCGUGGGUUUCUUUGGCACCAUCUUCUCCCCUUUCCGCCGUCGCAGCGGCAAGGCUGGUCAAUAG